Messenger RNA from Punica granatum (pomegranate), 2628 nucleotides. Lineage: Eukaryota; Viridiplantae; Streptophyta; Magnoliopsida; Myrtales; Lythraceae. The record is from RefSeq and is a predicted model, not a curated record.
UUACCGACCUAGGAUAGGAUGCACUUGGACUUGGGAUUUGAUGUACCUGAGUGAAUGGCUGUCCAGGUUAACCAUCGGGAUGAGGCUGAUAUACUCCUAGCUAAGUUCCAUCAUUGUACACCUAUAAACUUAUAAACUCAACACCGCGGAUCGAGUCUGGGGCACCAGGAAGUUGUAGGAAUAGGUGUUAUCCGAGAAUCGAAUGGCACCACCACUAAAGUGGUAGUGGAGCUGCGUGCUCUCCAGAAAUGGAUCCAACACUGGCGAUUUCUCGAGGCAUUUUUUAUCGCUUCUUGUUGAGCUGGGCACCUCUCUUAUCGCAAAUUAGUGAGUUCGGGGAAGGGGGUUUUCAAAUGCUGUCAUGCUUAAUGUUUUGAUCAAAUGAUGAUUGCAGGAUGUUCCGCCCACGCCAUCAAUUAUCGUGGGGUUAACUCUUGUGUGGAUCUUCUUGUUGGGACGGUCGGUCGUCUAAGCUACCUAUAUAGAUGUUCGCCUUGACCGGUCUAAAGCUAAAAUAGACCAUUCGAUUGUUAAUAUUCAAAUUUCUAUUACUAUGUCAGCGUACACUCCUCCAUAGUUUGCCUGACAAACAAUGUUAUAGAACGGCCGGCGCCACUUUGUUUUUUGUCUGCACUGCAUGCCCCGACAUGUAAUGAAAUGCCAAUCUUCCCAACUACUUUAAGUGCUUCUGCCUAGACUUCCCGUCGAUUACAAUUCUCUGUUCUGAAUUCUUCAACUCAAUCCUGCUUCAUUCCAUAAGCUAAUGCAACGACAAUCCCGAAAACACAAAUUAAGGAACAAGGAAGAAGAAGCUUGAGCCCGUUAGACGCUGCAUCUACCAUGGCUCCUGCUGCCGGCGACAGGUCUCUGAAGGAGACACCAACCUGGGCGGUCGCGGUCGUCUGUGCGGUCUUCGUGAUCAUCUCCAUUUUGAUCGAACAUGGGAUCCACUCUCUCGGGAAUUGGUUCCAGAAGCGCCACAAGAAGGCGAUGAUCGAGGCUCUAGAGAAAAUAAAAGCAGAGUUGAUGCUGUUGGGCUUCAUAUCUCUCCUUAUCACGGUGGGAACGGAACCGAUCUCCAUGAUCUGCAUGCCCAAGAACUUUGCAAAAACCAUGCUUCCAUGCGGGAAAGAUGACGGAACCAAGGAUUCUGAUGACUCUAAAGACGCCGACCUGAGCAAGGACCGGAAGUUGCUUUGGUACAAUGAAGAUGUUCCCUGGCGCCGGUUCCUUGCUCCUGAAGAGAAAACCGAUCACUGCUCGAAACAUGACCAAGUGCCAUUGAUCUCACAGUCAGGGGUCCAUCAAUUGCACAUCUUCAUAUUCGUGCUUGCAGUGUUUCACGUUCUCUACAGCGUCCUCCUGAUUGCACUAGCAAAAGCAAAAAUGAAGAAAUGGGAAGCAUGGGAGCGGGAGACCACUUCGCUGGAGUACCAAUUCAACAAUGAUCCUUCAAGAUUCAGACUGACUCAUCAGACAUCAUUCAUUCGUCGGCACAGUGGACUCUCUACCACUCCUGGUCUCCGAUGGACAGUAGCAUUCUUCAGGCAGUUCUUUGCUUCAGUGACAAAGGUCGACUACAUGACAAUGCGGCGCGGGUUCAUCAAUGCUCACUUUGCUCCAAAUAGCAAAUUUGACUUCCACAAGUACAUCAAAAGAUCGAUGGAAGACGACUUCAAGGUGGUCCUUGGUAUCAGUAUCCCCCUGUGGAUUUGUUGUAUCGUCUUUCUACUCACGAACUUCAAGGGAUCAUAUGCACUUGAAUUGGUGUCAUUCCUACCACUGGCAAUUCUCCUGCUAGUUGGGGCUAAACUCGAGAUCAUCAUAAUGGAGAUGGCCCAACAGAUUCAGGAGAAGACCACGGUGGUUAAAGGGGCUCCAAUCGUGGAGACGAGCAACAAGUACUUCUGGUUCAACCGACCUGGUUUCAUCCUCUUCUUGAUACACUUCACUCUGUUUCAGAAUGCGUUUCAGAUGGCCUACUUCUUGUGGAUAUGGUACGAGUUUGGCUUAAGAUCGUGCUUCCACAAGAGAUUUUACGAGAUAUUGACGAGGGUGUGCCUUGGGGUUGCCGUUCAAAUAUUGUGUAGCUACAUCACCUUCCCGCUGUACGCACUGGUAACACAAAUGGGAUCGCACAUGAAGAAGGCCAUCUUCGAGGAGCAGACCGCGAAGGCCCUGAAGAACUGGCAUAAGGCAGCAAAGGAGAGGAAGAAACUCCGGAAACAGGAGGAGAAGCAGAACAACAACGGCGAGUACCCAUCGUCACCAACACCGAGUUUCAUGAGCGGGGAGAACAGCCUGAGCAUCGGCUCCUCUCCUCUCCACCUCCUCCACAAGUACAAGCACAACUCAAGUGACUGGCCGCAGGAGAGUGGCCUCAGCUCCCCAAGGUCUUACUACUCUGAGACUGAGCUCUCUGAGGGAGAGGUGGGGGCACCAACUGCUUUCAGUAAUAACAAUGAUUCUGUGGGGCAUCAUGAUCAUCGUCAAAAUGGGAAUGAGAUUCACAGUUGUGAUUUCUCUUUUGCUCAGCCUUGACAAGAGAUGAAGCUUUGCAACCUCAUAAAUAUUUUAGGUUAAUAAACUUAUUUUUGUUCAAUCAGAUCACACGGUGUCCUCACUCUA